Rhinocladiella mackenziei CBS 650.93 is the source of this 1197-nucleotide messenger RNA. RefSeq lists its product as uncharacterized. Gene Ontology annotation, molecular function: nucleotide binding. The record is from RefSeq and is a predicted model, not a curated record. Bases 1 to 1197 code for a protein of 398 amino acids. Lineage: Eukaryota; Fungi; Ascomycota; Eurotiomycetes; Chaetothyriales; Herpotrichiellaceae. The transcript has 2 exons.
AUGGCUCCGAGAAUAAUCCGAUGGGGAAUCUUGGCAACUGGAGGAAUUGCCCAAACUUUCACCAAAGAUCUGCUAGUCGAUCCUGUUACGCGCGAUGUCCAUGAAAUCAAACACACCGUUGUCGCAGCAGCCAGUUCUUCAAGCGCUUCCCGAGCACAGGGAUUUCUCAAGGCAGUCAAUGCGCCUUCAUCAGCAAGAGCAUACGGUUCGUAUGAAGAAUUUGUGAAGAAUCCAGAUAUCGACAUUGUUUACAUUGCCACGCCACAUUCUCACCAUUAUCAAAAUGCCAUGCUCUGCCUCGAGGCUGGGAAAAAUGUUCUUUGUGAAAAGCCCUUUACGGUGAAUGCCGCUCAGGCGAGGAAACUCGUCGAGAAAGCGUGCGAAAAGAAUCUUUUUCUGAUGGAAGCUGUUUGGACUCGAUACUUUCCCCUAUCAAUUUACGUACGAGAAGUCGUCACCUCCGGGAAACUGGGAGUCGUCACCAGAGUUUUCGCGGACAAUUCUCGAGCCUCGAAUCUGGAAGAAGACUGGGCCGACGGCAAACAUCGAAUGGUCAACCCGGAUCUUGCAGGGGGCGCACUUCUGGAUCUGGGGAUCUACAGCUUAACCUGGGUCUUCCAGACACUUUUCACCACUCAACCGGCAUCCAGCCGUAAGGCACCGUCGGUCAUGUCAAGCAUCCAGAAAUAUCCGGCGACGGGCGUGGACGAAAUGACAAGUAUCCUCCUCACCUUUCCCCGCGAUGUCGAGUCCGGAGGCGACAUGCACGCAAUAGCAACGACAGGCUUCCGAACCUCAUCCGAUACUGAUGGCACAGGAUCAUCCGGUGCGGCUAUCCGCAUCCAAGGCACCAAGGGUGAAAUUCAGGUAUGGCCGCCAGCUUAUCGACCUACUCGGACCAAACUCAUCCUCAUGGACGGCACAACCGAAGAUAAGACCUGGCCUCAGCCUGGACCGGGCAAAGGCAGCGGCUGGUACAAUGGGUUUGGAAACAGUAAAAACGCGGAAGGUGAGGGCCAUGGUAUGUUCUGGGAAGCGGAUGAGGCGGCAAUGGCGUUGCUGGAGGGCAGGAAAGAAGGCAAAUUAGAGAGCCUAGACGAAUCAAUUCUUAUUAUGGAAGUGAUGGAUGAAGUUAGAAGGCAGAACAAUUUGAAGUAUCCCGAAAAAAUCGAGACAACGGAAAAGGUAAAUCUCUAA